CACUUAGCAGACGGCAGCACAUUGGUCGUGCCGACGAAGGGGAACCUGCUAUUGGUCCGACGGCUAGUGGAGAAUCCGUUGGAACUUAAAUCGGACUCAGUUUUCUUAAGGAACAACCACAGGCAUGCCGUCAUCAGUGCUUGGAGUGUGUCUGCUCAAGUUCUCCAUCGACCUGUAUGCCCAACUGCACACAGAGAAGAAAGAAGAGAACAUCGUUUUCUCCCCGUUCAGUAUAGGUAGCGCACUUUCAAUGGUUCUUGCCGGUGCGCGCGGUGAUACCGCGAAGCAACUGUCGGCCGUUCUUCAUGUCAGCGAAGGUGAUAACCUACAUGAGCAGUAUUCCCAGCUGAUGGCUCAGUUAUCGCACUACGGACACGCUAACGUCAGUUUUCAAGUUGCCAACCGAAUGUACAGUGAACACCAGUUCAAGCUCCAAAAGGAAUUCGUGUCACUUCUGGAAAAAUAUUACAAGGCCAGCAUUAAAUCCGUUGACUUCAUAAAUAACUAUGAGGCAGUCCGAACAGAAGCGAACAAGUGGGUAUCGGAGCAGACAAAUUCUAAGAUAAAAGAGUUGAUCCCGGAAGGUGCAUUGUCAUCUUUAACGAUGCUACUUAUAUUGAAUGCUAUCUACUUUAAGGGUACCUGGGAUUCUCAGUUUCCGAAGGAUUUGACAGAACUUGCGCCCUUCCAUCUCAAUUCAAAAAAGAGCGUGCAAGUAUUCAUGAUGCAUCAGAACCCGCAAUCUUUCGCAAUGGGUCAUUCCACGGAGUUAAAGGCCAAGCUCCUGAAGAUACCGUACGUUGGCAAAAAAUGUUCCAUGGUCAUUCUCCUCCCCGAUGACGUGGAAGGGUUGUCCUUUUUGGAGGAAAAGCUCUCAGAGUCGACUCUUAGUUCAGCUCUCGGAAGCCUCGCCAUGACGAACGACGUGGAGCUUACCCUUCCCAAAUUCAAGUUCGAGAGUCCUACACUACUGAGGAGAACACUCGAUGCCCUCGGAGCCAAAGACUUGUUCUCAACGGAGCGCGCAAACAUUUCCGGUAUUUUCGAGAACGGCAGGCCUUCAGUCUCUGACGUCAUACACAAGGCGUUCCUUGAAGUCGACGAGGCAAGUACGGAGGCCGCUGCUUCUACGGCGGUGAACGUAAUGACUUCCGGGGUUUAUCGUAAACCUACUCCGACAACCCCUUUCGUCGUUGAUCACCCGUUCAUGUUCCUUAUCAAGAGCGAGGAAGACAAUGUCAUUUUCUUUAUGGGAUCGGUGCGUAAAUUGGAAGGCGUAUAA
Molecule: messenger RNA, 1282 nt
Organism: Dermacentor silvarum
Lineage: Eukaryota; Metazoa; Arthropoda; Arachnida; Ixodida; Ixodidae
Product: leukocyte elastase inhibitor B
Exons: 2
Coding region: 125-1282 (385 amino acids)
Molecular function (GO): serine-type endopeptidase inhibitor activity
Source: RefSeq, a predicted model, not a curated record